This is a messenger RNA of Carlito syrichta (Philippine tarsier), 474 nucleotides long. RefSeq names its product melanocortin 2 receptor accessory protein (gene MRAP). Gene Ontology annotation, molecular function: type 5 melanocortin receptor binding; type 1 melanocortin receptor binding; type 3 melanocortin receptor binding. The record is from RefSeq and is a predicted model, not a curated record. Gene Ontology annotation, cellular component: endoplasmic reticulum; plasma membrane. The transcript is spliced from 3 exons. NCBI's taxonomy places the organism in Eukaryota, Metazoa, Chordata, Mammalia, Primates, Tarsiidae. Bases 1 to 474 code for a protein of 157 amino acids. Gene Ontology annotation, biological process: protein localization to plasma membrane; regulation of adenylate cyclase-activating G protein-coupled receptor signaling pathway.
AUGGUCAAUGGGACCAAUGCCUCUGCCCCUUACUACAGCUAUGAAUACUACUUUGACUACCUGGAUCUCAUUCCUGUGGAUGAGAAGAAGCUGAAAGCCCACAAACAUUCGAUUGCCAUCGCCUUUUGGGUGAGCCUGGCUGCUUUCGUGGUGCUCCUCUUCCUCAUUUUGCUCUACAUGUCCUGGUCGGGCUCCCCGCAGAUGAGGAACAGUCCCAAGCACCACCAAACACGCACCUGGAGUCACAAACUCAGUCUCGCCUUCUGCAUCCAGAGGCACCUGCGGCGCUACAGGGCUUCCUGGGGGACCCCACGGGCUCCACUGAGCUCAGGGGAGGUGCUAGGGGGCAGAGCCAGCCCUGAUGGGCAGCAGCAGCAGGAGAGCCCUUCCGCCUCCUCCUCUGGACACUCCCAGGUCAACCCCACUCUCCUCUGGGAAUCAGCCCUUGCUGGGGGUCCCCAAGGCAUCAGCUGA